Molecule: messenger RNA, 3690 nt
Organism: Loxodonta africana (African savanna elephant)
Lineage: Eukaryota; Metazoa; Chordata; Mammalia; Proboscidea; Elephantidae
Gene: ERCC2
Product: ERCC excision repair 2, TFIIH core complex helicase subunit
Exons: 23
Coding region: 30-2312 (760 amino acids)
Biological process (GO): positive regulation of mitotic recombination; nucleotide-excision repair; transcription by RNA polymerase II
Cellular component (GO): nucleus
Molecular function (GO): DNA helicase activity; ATP binding; damaged DNA binding
Source: RefSeq, a predicted model, not a curated record
CGACGCCGCUGCACGCCUUGGCUCGCGCCAUGAAGCUCAACGUGGACGGCCUGCUGGUCUAUUUCCCCUACGACUACAUCUACCCGGAGCAGUUCUCCUACAUGCUGGAGCUCAAACGCACUCUGGAUGCCAAAGGUCAUGGAGUCCUGGAGAUGCCCUCGGGCACUGGGAAGACAGUGUCUCUGUUGGCUCUGAUCAUGGCGUACCAGCGGGCAUACCCACUGGAGGUGACCAAACUCAUCUACUGCUCGAGGACUGUGCCCGAGAUUGAGAAGGUGAUCGAAGAGCUGCGCAAGUUGCUGAACUUCUACGAGAAGCAGGAGGGCGAGAAGCUGCCGUUCUUGGGGCUGGCUCUGAGUUCCCGUAAGAACCUGUGUAUUCACCCUGAGGUGACGCCCCUGCGCUUUGGGAAGGAUGUGGAUGGGAAAUGCCACAGCCUCACGGCCUCGUAUGUGCGGGCGCAGUACCAGCAGGACUCCAGCCUGCCCCACUGCAGCUUCUACGAGGAAUUUGACACUCACGGGCGCCAGGUGCCCCUCUCUGCCGGUAUCUACAACUUGGACGACCUGAAGGCUCUGGGGCGGCGCCAGGGCUGGUGUCCGUACUUCCUCGCCCGCUACUCGAUCCUGCACGCCAAUGUGGUGGUUUACAGCUACCACUAUCUCCUGGACCCCAAGAUUGCUGACCUGGUGUCCAAGGAGCUGGCCCGCAAGGCCGUCGUGGUCUUUGACGAGGCCCACAACAUUGACAACGUCUGCAUCGACUCCAUGAGUGUCAACAUCACCCGCCGGACCCUUGACCGCUGCCAGGGUAACCUGGAGACCCUGCAGAAGACUGUGCUCAGGAUCAAGGAGACAGAUGAGCAGCGCCUGCGUGAGGAGUACCGGCGCCUGGUUGAGGGGCUGCGUGAGGCCAGUGCCGCCCGGGAGACCGACGCACACCUGGCCAACCCCGUGCUGCCUGACGAGGUGUUGCAGGAGGCGGUGCCCGGCUCCAUCCGCACGGCCGAGCACUUCCUGGGCUUCCUGCGGCGGCUGCUGGAGUAUGUCAAGUGGCGGCUGCGCGUGCAGCACGUGGUGCAGGAGAGCCCUCCCGCCUUCCUCAGCGGCCUGGCCCAGCGCGUGUGCAUCCAGCGGAAGCCCCUCAGGUUCUGCGCCGAACGCCUCCGAUCCCUCCUGCACACAUUGGAGAUCGCUGACCUGGCCGACUUCUCUCCUCUCACUCUCCUUGCUAACUUUGCCACCCUCGUCAGCACCUACGCCAAGGGUUUCACCAUCAUCAUUGAACCCUUUGACGACAGGACCCCGACCAUUGCCAACCCCAUCUUGCACUUCAGCUGCAUGGACGCCUCGCUGGCCAUCAAGCCUGUGUUUGAGCGCUUCCAGUCCGUCAUCAUCACAUCUGGGACGCUGUCCCCACUAGACAUCUACCCCAAGAUUCUGGACUUCCACCCUGUCACCAUGGCAACCUUCACCAUGACUCUGGCCAGGGUCUGCCUCUGCCCCAUGAUCAUUGGUCGUGGCAAUGACCAGGUGGCCAUCAGCUCCAAAUUUGAGACCCGGGAAGAUAUUGCUGUGAUCCGGAACUACGGAAACCUCCUGCUGGAGAUGUCCGCCGUGGUCCCAGACGGCAUCGUGGCCUUCUUCACCAGCUACCAGUACAUGGAGAGCACCGUGGCCUCCUGGUACGAGCAGGGUAUCCUAGAGAACAUCCAGAGGAACAAGCUGCUCUUCAUCGAGACCCAAGAUGGGGCUGAGACCAGUGUUGCCCUGGAGAAGUACCAGGAGGCAUGCGAGAACGGCCGUGGGGCCAUCCUGCUCUCAGUUGCCCGGGGCAAAGUGUCUGAGGGGAUCGACUUUGUGCACCACUAUGGGCGGGCCGUCAUCAUGUUUGGGGUCCCCUACGUCUACACCCAGAGCCGCAUCCUCAAGGCACGGCUGGAGUACCUGCGGGACCAGUUCCAAAUCCGUGAGAAUGACUUCCUGACCUUCGACGCCAUGCGGCACGCGGCCCAGUGUGUGGGCCGGGCCAUCAGGGGCAAGACCGACUACGGCCUCAUGGUCUUUGCCGACAAGCGGUUUGCCCGGGCAGACAAGCGGGGGAAGCUGCCCCGCUGGAUCCAGGAGCAUCUCACAGACGCCAACCUCAACCUGACCGUGGAUGAGGGCGUCCAGGUGGCUAAGUACUUCCUGAGGCAGAUGGCGCAGCCAUUCCACCGGGAGGAUCAGCUGGGCCUGUCCCUGCUUAGCCUGGAGCAGCUGCAGUCGGAGGAGACACUGCGCAGGAUCGAGCAGAUCGCGCAGCAGCUGUGAGCGGCAGGACAGGGCCAGAGGGCUGUGUGUGACCCCAGAGUAGCCCUGGGUCCCAACAGCUGGCAGGGCACCUCAGGGGAGGAGCUUAAAGGACCCUGCAGGAAACCUCAGACACAUGUUCUUCGUUGACAAAUCGAAAGCCUUUAGUUGCAGGAGAGGAGGGUGGCGGGGAAGCCCAGUACCCGCGAGAGGAGAUACUGUGAGGAGAUGAGGAGGGGGCUCCCCACCACCCCCUCCCCACUCUUCUUCCUGAGACGCUGCGGCCAUUGUGGCCGCUUUGUCUUAGCGAGGGCCUAGGUCCUGGGUGCUGGCGCUGAGGGUCCGCUGGGCCUCACUCAGGUGCCGGUUGGGGAACUGGGAACAGGGCAUGGGAUGGUUGAGGGGUGGGUGAGGGCAGGACACACUUCUGCACCACUGCCACUGUGUCUAUGCCUCUGCGUCCAUGGCUAUACCUUGCCCCCGUGUGUCUCCACAUUCACCCCCCAUCUUCAUGUCCACCCUAUGUCUACUCCCCUGUUCCCAUGGCUACACUUCUGCUGCCAAGUCCACCCUCCUGCCCCAUGACCACCUCACUGCCCUCUAGGCCAGUACAUGGCCAUGUUGCUCAUCCCCCUGUCCCCACACCUAGCCUCACUCUAACCUGUCCAUCCCCUUGCCUCUACCCCACGUAUAACCUGUCCACUCUCCUGUCUGUGGCCACUCCAACACCCAAGCUCCAAGGCUAGCCUGACUGCCCCCACCCUUCCCUCAUCUCGGCCCACCAGCAUGGCUACACCCCCUCCAUAUGACCCAGGUGUCCCUAACACCUGCACUUGAGUCCCUGCAGUCCUUGGGCCAUCCACAUUCAGCAUGUUGAGUGACACGGCUCUCUUCAUCCUGCAGAGGGGGCAGGUGGGGAAGGAGUAAAUUCCAGGACUGUCCAACACCAGGUUUGAUCUGUAUGUGCCAUAGCGGGAGAUGGGAGCCAUGGAAGGUUCUUGAGCAGGGGAGGAGAGGAGGGGAAGGGGCUGCAGCUUCUGCAGACAUUAAGGCUCUUUGCUAACUGGAUCCAGCACUCACCCAGCUGCUCCCGCCACCCCCUCGCCUCGGAGCCGGGAGACCAGCUUCUCGCUUCCCCGCCGGAUGGACUCCCGGAGUUUGGAGAAAGAGCUGCUCCGACGAAGGGCCUGGGGGGUGUCGGGACACCAGUCAGUCCCCCAUCCCAUCCAGUCCCCAUUGCCACCACAAAGCCAAAGCAAAGCCUGGCCUUACUUGUUGGUCCGCAUCUUCAGCUCUGCCUGUACUGGGGGCUCCUGGGGAAUGGAUGGGGACAUGAAGGUGGGAAGGGGGCUUAAGAAGCCUCCUGGGGGGGGAGGGGCAGGGGCUCACCGAGAGGGGC